This is a messenger RNA of Magnolia sinica, 2107 nucleotides long. Its product is annotated as polyphenol oxidase, chloroplastic-like. The transcript has 2 exons. Gene Ontology annotation, molecular function: catechol oxidase activity. The record is from RefSeq and is a predicted model, not a curated record. The coding region runs from base 157 to 1929 and encodes 590 amino acids. NCBI's taxonomy places the organism in Eukaryota, Viridiplantae, Streptophyta, Magnoliopsida, Magnoliales, Magnoliaceae.
CCAUCCAUGCAAAGUUGCGACGGACGUGCACAGUGUAAUGGUACAACACCAUACCAACCCUGCGAGUUCUUGAGAAAUCUCUAUAAAUAGCUCCUCCCUUCUAGUUCCUACAACACCCACACCCCAAAACCCUAACCCUAAUCUACACCCAUCUCCAUGGCCUCGGCGAUAAUGUCUUCUUUACUUGCAACCGCUUCUUCUCCACCCUCUCUCAGCUCCAAAACUUCCUACUCUCCUCAAAAUGCUCGACGCCGCCCCACCACUUUCCAUAGACAAUGGAAGCUCUGCAACCUCAGUAUCAGGAGUAGCGGUGAUAACAGCACUGACGAAUCGCCUCUAAUCAAGCUAGACAGACGGAACAUGCUCAUAGGCGGGGGGCUGUACGGAACGACUCUUGGCCUCAUUCAUGAUCAAAAGGCCGUCGCAAAACCAAUAGCCCCCCCAAACCUAUCAAAGUGCAACUCUUCCAGCGAUGGUGACGUCCUUUAUCCCUGCUGCCCGCCUUACGCUUUCGGUGUACUGAAACCAGAAGAGAUUCCAGACUACCAAAUCCCCUCAUUUACCACCCUCCGCAAGAGAAAGCCAGCUCGUGACUUGUCCGACGGUGAGUUGUCCAACUUGAAAUCGGCCAUCUCCAAGAUGAAGAGUCUUGGAGGAACCGACCCAUGGAGCUUCGUGCAGCAAGCGAAUAUACACUGCGCCUUCUGCAAUGGGGCCUACAACCAGGUGGGGUUCGACAAGGUUCCCUUCGAGUGCAAUAACGUGCCAUUGCAAGUCCACAACAGUUCUAUCUUUUUGCCAUGGCACCGAUGGUAUAUCUACUUCUACGAGAGGAUCUUAGGGAAACUGAUGGGCGAUGAAAGCUUUGCACUUCCUUACUGGGACUACGAUCAUCCAGAUGGUAUGGAGUUUCCUAAAAUCUAUGACGAGACUCCUCUCUUAGACAAAACACGUGCCGAGCAUGCACGUGCAGGAAACUAUGUGGAUCUACAUUAUAGCUUCGAGUACUGUAAUACCCCACGUCCAAAAGACAAAGUAAUAGAGGAGAACCUUUGUUAUUUUCGCAGAAUCUUCAACGAGGGAGCGAAGGAUCGAACGCUGUUUAUUGGAAAAACGCCCGAAGCAGGGCAGGAGAGCGCUGUUGCCGGUUCGCUGGAGAUCUUGCACAACGUUGUACAUCAGUGGGUGGGGAAGUGCGAAUCACCCAAUUUUGAUAUGGGUAACUUCAUCACAGCAGCGCGGGACCCUAUCUUUUUUGGGCAUCACAUGAAUGUGGAUCGGCUGUGGGAGAUCUACAGGACCCAGUUUAUGAGUACGACGGGUUUUGAAACCGAUAACCCUGACUGGCUGGAUGCUAGCUUCAUCUUCUACGACGAGAAUAACAAGGUGGUGAAAGUGCAGGUAAAGGACGCACUUGAUAUUACUAAACUCGGAUACUCAUUCGCUGACCUGUCUGUCGAGUGGAAGAACGUUUUAUGCCCACGUCAGCCCAAAACCAAGGAGGCUCCAGUGGCAGAAUUCGGGUCCACGACUAGGGUCCUUGCAGAAUACCCCAUCCGCAUCUUGGCUAAACGGCCCAAGUCAUCCCGUCGUGAGUCGGACAUAGAGAAGACGGUCGAGGUUGUUGUCGUCGAUGGCAUCGAGGUGGUACACACAAGCUCCACCCGGUUCGAUGUCUACAUCAGCACGCCUGACAAUUCUACUGACUUUGGAGACUUUGCUGGGAGCUUUGUAACUGUGGCUCAUGGGCACGAACAUGGGAAGACAGCUGACAGUAAGGCGAAGAAGCAGAGCUUGAAGCUUGGAAUAACGAACUUGGUCGCAGAGCUUAAUGCUGAGACUGCGGAGAGUCUUGUCGUGACGUUAGUGCCACGAACGGGGGUUUUUCUCAUUGAUGGGGUUUAUAUUGAGCAGAACAAUAUUAAGUAAUUUCUGAGGCGUUUGUAUUAAGCUAAAUAAAGAGUUAAUCUACUCAGAUUGGGCAUUGCUGAAUGAUUGUUAAAAAAAAAAAAAAAUCAAAAAUCUACUGAGAUUGGGCAUUGCUAGCCUUGUUGUGUUAUUUUACCAGCUUCUUAUCGUGACAUGUUCUGGCCAUCAUGAGCUUAGU